CAAGGGCAAAAACAAUCACAUGAGCAAGAACAAUCGUAUCGGCAAGGACAAUCACAUGGGCCAGAACAAUUGCAUGGGCAAGAACAAUUACAUGGGCCAGAACAAUUGCAUGGGCAACUGAAAGAUCAAUUGCAUGGGCAAGUGCAAGAUCAAUUGCAUGGGCAAGUGCAAGAUCAAUCGCAUGGGCAAGUGCAAGAUCAAUCGCAUGGGCAAGUGCAAGAUCAAUCGCAUGGGCAAGUGCAAGUUCAAUCGCAUAGGCAAGUGCAAGUUCAAUUGCAUGGGCAAGUGCAAGAUCAAUCACAUGGACAAGUGCAAGUUCAAUCGCAUGGGCAAGUGCAAGUUCAAUUGCAUGAGCAAGUGCAAGUUCAAUCGCAUGGGCAAGUGCAAGUUCAAUUGCAUGGGCAAGUGCAAGAUCCACAAAGAAAAUCACAAAGAUUAUCAAAUAGAUUAAAAUCAAACUUAUAUGCACCUUUUAAACCACCUUCAAGAAUAUUAUCAAACGAACCUCAAGCACAAAAUUCUAAUACUGAAAAAAUGGCAUUUUUAAUUUUUGUAACACUGGUAAAUAAUGAUUUCUGUGAUGAUUUUGAGAAUACUAGAUUCAGAAGUGAAAUUAAAACUGUAGUUGCAAAUGUAUGUAAUUGUUUAGAUUCACUUAAGGCUAAAGCAUAUCGUGAAUUUUUAGUGGAACAAAAAAAAUUCAGAAAACAAGAAAGAAUAUAUCAGUUUGCUCUAUUAAAGCUAUUUCAAGCUGUUUCUAAUUCUUCGGAUUAUAAUGAUACUUUUGUAACAUACGAUAAAAUUAAAAAUGAAGGUAAUAACGAUUUUAAAUAUCAAGUCAAAUUUAAAAUGAGUCUACACUUGCUUGCUGGUGCUGGCUGUAAACAAAAUAUUGUAGAAGGGUGUAAACAUGUUAUUGAAGCUGAACGUCUUGGUUCUUUACCUGCAAAAAAAUGGACAAACGAUUACAGAAAAAAGAAUGAUUAUGGUGCAGAAGAGGCAUGCAAAUUAUUUAGAUAA
Dentiscutata erythropus is the source of this 1020-nucleotide messenger RNA. The record is from the annotation of a GenBank genome assembly. Lineage: Eukaryota; Fungi; Glomeromycota; Glomeromycetes; Diversisporales; Gigasporaceae.